UCAUCAGGUGGCGCCGAAGCGCUGACGUCAGAUUGGCGCGACGGUUCAUCGGGCGCUCAGAGCGAAAAACAGAAACAGAAGAAGAGAAGCAGAAGAAGAGAAGCAGUGAAGGAUCCUGGAUCAGUCAUUGAUCAACUGUUACUGACCCUCACAUGAGAUGCAGUCUGGAUCAGAUUCUCCUGGUCCUGGUCCUGAUCCUGGUCCUGGUCCUGGUCUAAAGUCAGUCAGAAGAUCUCCUCGUCUGUCUCCUCAGAGCAGCAGUAAAGGAAAGGAGGGAAGGAAAGGAGGAGGCUUCCUGAAGGAGGUGAAGAGGAGAGGAAGGAUGGAGAGGAGCCGAGAGACAGACGAGGAUCUGAUUGACAGACUGCAGACGCUGGACGUGUCCAGCAGGUCCCAGGUCUCAGGAACAGGUCUAGUUUACUCUGAGAUCUUCACUCAUCAUAAGAACCUCUGGGAUGCCAGUCAUCCAGAGAGACCCGACAGAGUGACGGCCAUCAUGGAGGAGCUGGACAGACAGGACCUGCUGUCUCAGUGCACCAGAGUCCAGAUCAGAGAGGCUGUAGAAGAAGAACUGCUGCUCGUUCACAUGAAACAAUAUUUUGAUCUGAUGAAGUUGACUCAGACGAUGACAGAAAGUGAACUUCACACUCUGUCUGAGAAAUAUGACUCGGUGUAUCUUCAUCCUGAGUCCUACCAGGUGAGUGUGUCUGCGGUGGGUUCUGUCCUCCAGCUGGUCGAUCAGGUGAUGACCUCAGACCUUAGGAACGGAUUCGCUGUCAUCAGACCUCCAGGUCAUCACGCUCAGUCUAAUGAGUCCAACGGUUUCUGCAUUUUCAACAAUGUGGCGAUUGCAGCUCGAUACGCUCAAACCAGACACUCAGUCCGCAGGGUGUUGAUAGUGGACUGGGAUGUUCAUCAUGGUCAGGGCAUCCAGUACCUGUUCCAGGAAGACCCCAGUGUCCUGUACUUCAGUGUCCACAGGUAUCAACAGGGAUCUUUCUGGCCUCACCUGUCAGAGUCUGAUAGUCAGUUUGUUGGCAGCGGACGAGCUGAAGGAAGAAACAUCAACCUGCCCUGGAACAAGACGAUGAUGACAGACGCUGAUUACAUCGCAGCUUUUCAACAACUCUUACUUCCUGUAGCCUACGAGUUUCAGCCUCAGCUGGUUCUGGUUUCUGCUGGAUUUGAUGCUGCAGUCGGAGAUCAGAAGGGGGAGAUGUGUGUCACUCCUCAGUGUUUUCAUGUUCUGACUCACAUGCUGAUGAGUUUGGCAGAAGGUCGACUUGUUUUUGCUCUCGAGGGAGGUUAUAACCUGCAGUCGACAGCGGAGGGCGCUGCAGCCUGUGUGAGAGCUCUGCUGGGAGGAGCCUGUCCUCCUCUGACCCCACCCACCGCUCCCUCUGACAGUGCUCUGCAGUCCAUCUCUCAGACUGUUUCAGCUCUGUAUCCUCACUGGGUGUCUCUGCAAACACUGGAAGGCGGCCCGUUGGCUGAGGGCCGUGUCAUGAGAGCAACAACCAAUCAGCAGAGCACAAAGCAGACAUGCCCGGCUCCCUCUGUUGCCACCGUAACAGGUCUGGUUUAUGACGAGAGGAUGAUGGAGCACCUGAACAUGUGGGACAGAAAUCACCCUGAACAGCCUCAGAGAAUCUUUAAAAUCUUCUCCAAACAUCAGCAGCUGGGAUUGGUCGAUCGCUGCCAACGGAUACCAGCUCGCUUAGCAACAGAGGAGGAGUUGUCCAGUUGUCACAGGUACAUACAAUUACGUGUAUAUAUGUAUAUAUAUUAGUGCCGGGCAAGUUAACGUGUUAAUUUCGCGUU
This is a messenger RNA of Anarrhichthys ocellatus (wolf-eel), 1821 nucleotides long. RefSeq names its product histone deacetylase 6-like. Gene Ontology annotation, cellular component: histone deacetylase complex. The transcript has 18 exons. The coding region runs from base 158 to 1789 and encodes 543 amino acids. Gene Ontology annotation, biological process: epigenetic regulation of gene expression. Lineage: Eukaryota; Metazoa; Chordata; Actinopteri; Perciformes; Anarhichadidae. The record is from RefSeq and is a predicted model, not a curated record. Gene Ontology annotation, molecular function: histone deacetylase activity.